This is a messenger RNA of Penicillium waksmanii, 987 nucleotides long. RefSeq lists its product as uncharacterized. The transcript is spliced from 2 exons. The record is from RefSeq and is a predicted model, not a curated record. NCBI's taxonomy places the organism in Eukaryota, Fungi, Ascomycota, Eurotiomycetes, Eurotiales, Aspergillaceae. Bases 1 to 987 code for a protein of 328 amino acids.
AUGGAGGGGACGGCGAAAAAUACCAACUAUUCCGACUCCUUCGAGCCCAAACAGCCAUUUCCUCCGCUGUUGGACGAGCUUGCAUCGCCAGAAGAGGCUCAGGAGAGCUAUGCCGAAGACGAAAGUGUCACCUCGCCCGGCUACGAUGAGAUCGAAGUAGAAGACGACGCGGAUUUCCAGUCACACUAUUCACUCGACCCUCAAUCCUUCUCUGAUUCAGAAUCAGACGACUCGGGCGACGGCAUUGGACAGCACCAUCCUUUCCACCAGUCGUCCAGCUCCCUUCAUGGCCCUAAUGCCUUUGCGCCUCCAUUCUACAACCGCCCACCGACACCGCUACCCCCUUCGCCCUCGCUGACAUCUCUCCUACGGCCUCCCUUCUCCACGACCACCUCACGUCCCACAACCCCCGACAGCUCGGACGUCGAAACUCCCAACGACACCGAGGCCGCCGUGGCCAAGUCGGCCCGGCGCGCGACCACCGUUCCACGCGCCAGCCCCAAGGUUCCGACAUAUGAGUACUAUGGAUUUGUGCUCUAUCUGGCAUCCUCGCUCGCAUUCCUGAUCUACCUCCUUUGGUCCUAUCUUCCCUCCCCAUUCCUUCACCAACUUGGCAUCUACUAUUACCCGAACCGCUGGUGGUCGCUGGCCAUUCCAUCAUGGCUGGUGAUGUCCAUUGUCUACAUAUACAUUGCUCUCGCCUCAUACAACACCGGCUAUCUCACCCUUCCCAUGAACAGUAUCGAGAAUAUCGUGGAUGAAGUUGCAAAUGUUGCUGUCAUCGAUGGCAAGGCGCGGCGGCGGCCCGGUGGCGCUACCAAGAUGAAACCCGGUGCGACAUCAUAUCAAAUAAUGGGCCCACAGAAUCGCAAGGUCAAUUGGUGCGAGAUCUGGAGUGAGGGCACCGAUGCAGUCAUGGAUAUCCCCGUAGGCGGUGUCUGCGAGGUGCUGUAUGGCCAAGAACGGGUUGAGGAUUUGGAUUUAUAA